UGGAGUCUUUUUAUGAAGUUUUGCACACAUUAAGGAGUUUUCGAAGGUAUCCAUCAUGAACCCCAUGUGGAAAGUCUAUAAGAGUAAAGUGAUGAAGACCCUCAACCCAGACAUGGAGGAAGAUCCAGUUGAGGAGGUCAGUGAUGUAUCUGAAGAUAUGACAACUAUCCAGGAAGAUGAUGGACCAAGUGCAGUGUCACAACUGGCCAAGCGAAUGCAGGGAGCAGGAGUAAAGGGCUGGAAAAGUGUUUCAGGGUUCUUCCAUAAAGAUGAUGAGCACCAGCUACUGGAGGCUGAUAACCAACCAGCUGCAGAUCAUCCGCUGGCAAUGAAACCAGAGGAGCCUCCGCGACCCAACAAGCGCAUCACAGGAUUCUGGGAUAAUUUUGCGACCAAAUGGCACCAGGCAGCACCGAUGAGGGAAACGGAGGCAGUGGCGGCCUCGGAGACAGGAGGUGACGGCAGUCAGGAGGUGGAGAACGAGGCUGGAGGGAGAAGAGAGGACGGGGAAUAUCAGGCCGGGCAGGAAAGUGAUGCAGGUGAGGGUGGCACCAGCAGCAUAGGCAACAGCUUCUCCAAAUAUGCCACACUGGGAGAAAAUGAGGACACGCCCACCUUCAAGUGGAACUUUGUCACCAACAAACUGGCUGAGCUGAAGACUAAAAGCAUGGCUAAGAGCAACUAGUCGAUGACAAAACUAGAGAAGGGUUCAAACCACACAGGCCACAGUGCUUUAUAUGAGCCUUAAGAUGUAUAUGAUGAAAAAUAUUCAUUUUGAUUGGUUUGAUUAUGAUCUGUCUUGGCCAGGAUUGGUUAGCUUUAAUUUCUUAAAGGUGAAGUGUGUUAUUUUAUCAAUGUUGAAAUGCUUUCUUCAAUCCCAGAUAUGCAGAUAUAUGAUGUAUAUAACAUUAACCGUAAAAUCCUAAAAAUUACGGUUCUGAAAGGGUUCUUCGCAGCGAUGCAAUAAAGAAACCAUUUUUGGUUCACCAAAGAACGUCCAUUUCUUUCUUUCACAGCGUAAAGAAACUUUAUCCACUAUAAAUAACCCUCUUUUGUUUAAAAGCCAAAAAUGGGUCCUCUGUGGCAUUAUUUAGCACCUUAUACUCUGGGAUUGUCAAAAUAUUGCUUUUUACACUAGUAGCCCAAUAAAGCAACAUCAGCUUAACUGAGUUCUGGGAGCGACUAUCUGUUUGUCCUACCAAUGGAAGACGGGUGGAAUCUUUUAUUGGUUGGACUCCUGUCAUCAAAAUUGCAAAAAAACACCACAAGCUUCACUUUUAAAAGAGAUAAACACAUCAGGGAAUUAUGAGGCUAAAGUAUUGAUGAUUUGUAGAUGACUAUGAAAUAAGGAUGUAGUCAAAUAGCAUUCAUCAAAGGUUGUGCUAAGUGUGCAAAUUAAUUUAUAGCUAAUUAAAAUGAACAACCAUCUUACCAUAAUAUAUUUUCACAACAGAAACUCCACACAUUUUUAUUUUAUUUUUCUCAACUGGCCUUACAAUAAAUUGAAGGUUAAGCUCAACAAUACCCCCUACAGUACCAACAUCAUCUAGCAAAACAUCCUAGCAACUAGCUUAAAGGGGCUAGAAAUACCCUAUCAACCUGUCAGAACACCAUAGUAACCACCCUAGCAAUACCCUAGAAAACAGACAGAACACUUAGUAACUCCCUAGAAAUGCUCUAGAAAACCACCAGAACACCAUAGCAACCAGUCAGAACACCCUAGUAACCGCCCUAGUAACCACCUAGCAAGCUCCAGAAAAAUCACCAGAACACCAUAGCAACCAGUCAGAACUCCCUAGUAACCGCCCUAGUAACCACAAUGCUCUAGAAAAUCGCCAGAACACCAUAGCAACCAGUCAGAACACCCUAGUAACCGCCCUAGUAACCACCUAGCAAUGCUCUAGAAAAUCGCCAGAACACCCUAGCAACCAGUCAAAACACCCUAGUAACCGCCCUAGUAACCACAAUGCUCUAGAAAAUCGCCAGGACACCAUAGCAACCAGUCAGAACACCCUAGUAACCGCCCUAGUAACCACCUAGCAAUGCUCUAGAAAAUAGCCAGAACACCCUAGCAACCAGUCAGAACACCCUAGUAACCGUCCUAGUAACCACAAUGCUCUAGAAAAUACCCAGAACACCAUAGCAACUAGUCAGAACACCCUAGUAACCGCCCUAGUAACCACCUAGCAAGCUCCAGAAAAAUCACCAGAACACCAUAGCAACCAGUCAGAACUCCCUAGUAACCGCCCUAGUAACCACAAUGCUCUAGAAAAUCGCCAGAACACCAUAGCAACCAGUCAGAACACCCUAGUAACCGCCCUAGUAACCACCUAGCAAUGCUCUAGAAAAUCGCCAGAACACCCUAGCAACCAGUCAAAACACCCU
Molecule: messenger RNA, 2385 nt
Organism: Paramisgurnus dabryanus
Lineage: Eukaryota; Metazoa; Chordata; Actinopteri; Cypriniformes; Cobitidae
Biological process (GO): spermatogenesis
Source: RefSeq, a predicted model, not a curated record